AUGGCUCUACGAGUUCGCUCAAAUCAGUGCCCAGAUGCGCCUUCCACAGCAUAUGUCACAGGAGAGCCCAUCUCCGGUUCAUUCACUUUUCAGCGCAUCAUCCUCAUUGUCGCUUGGGUUUGCUUUGGGAUUACCCUAUUGCUUUGGCUGGGGCUUGUCAUUCCACAUCUUCGUCGAUACAAUAUCCCGGACGAACAACGGCAGAUUUUCAGAAUUAUAUUGACCCCCUUGAUUUUCGCAAUUUUUGCAGUGGCUGCGAUACACUGUUACUCGGCAGCAAGCUACCUAGCAGCGAUCCCAAAUCUUUACGAAGCAUGGGCUUUGGCGUCACUUUUCCUCCUUUAUGUUCACUUUGUCGUCCCAGAAGCCCAUACCCGCGAAGAAUUCUUUGCUCAAGUUGAGCACAGAAAGCAGAAUGGAGAAAUUGUCCCGGGCAGGACAUUGAAAUUGUUCAGGCGACUCUGGAGAACCGUCUUCUUUUACCUUGCCCUUUAUACGAUCUUGAUCAUCAUUGGAGAGAUUCUGGAAGCCACAAAAGCUGCCUGUAGUACUUCCAAGAAACCGAGAGUUGGUCACAUCAUCAUCCAAGUCCUUGAGCUCGGAGGUACCAUAUAUGUCAUUCUCGCCAUCAUCAAGUUUCAAAGAAGGUUCAAGGAAUACAUGCCUGAUCGAAAAGCGCUGCCAAAAUUGAUUACCUUCAAACUAUUUGUGCUGGUAACCACGCUCCAACGUUUCGUCUUCAACAUCCUCAAGAGUCAAGUCCAAGGAUCCUCUAAAGUCACGUAUCGAGACAUCACAGUUGGCAUUCCAGCUCUUCUUACUUGCAUUGAGGCUGUGCUGUUUACGGCAUCUUACUAUUUGACAUUUCAUGCUAAGGAGUACCGAGAUCAUAGAGUGGAAACAAGAUCGAUCUCUGGCAUGUUUGGGGCAUUACUACAUGCAUUGAACCCGAUGGAUUUAAUACGUGGAAUCGGCUACGCCCUAACUUUCAGGCAUCAACCUGCGAAGAGCUCCAUAUGA
This is a messenger RNA of Exophiala mesophila, 1020 nucleotides long. RefSeq lists its product as uncharacterized. NCBI's taxonomy places the organism in Eukaryota, Fungi, Ascomycota, Eurotiomycetes, Chaetothyriales, Herpotrichiellaceae. The transcript has 4 exons. Gene Ontology annotation, molecular function: transporter activity. The record is from RefSeq and is a predicted model, not a curated record. Bases 1 to 1020 code for a protein of 339 amino acids. Gene Ontology annotation, biological process: transport.